GGUGGGUUGAGUGGGGGGUAUGGGGUUGGAGGCGGCAGCAGCAGGCAUGAAGCUGGCAUACUGCAGAUGGCAGCUGCAGCGGCGAUGGCACAGCUGGAGGCGGAGGCUGCCGCCGCUGAGGCCGAGGAAAGAGGCAACGGCGCUGAUCGGGAUGAUGAUGGCAAUGGUGGCGUCGCUGGGUACGGCAUUGCCGUACGGGAGCCCUCGUCCGUUCCGUUGGUACCUGCCGUACUUCCCGGCGGUGGCGGCGGCGGCAACAGGCGGGUGCCAAGGUCAGUGUUGGCGAGGGAAAGCCGACUCGGUCGUAGUACCGGCCCCGGCGGCGGCGGCGGCGGCGGCAGUACAUCGUCCGACGGCACUUCCGACGGCAAUGCCGGCGGCGGCGGCGAUGACGUCGGCGCGACGUCAAUGCGACAUCGUCUAGCGCGCAUGUCCAAGCCGUCAGUGACGGCGCCGUCCGCCGCCGCCGCCGCAGACGGCGCUGACGACGGCGUUACGAGCUCACGUCCAGAGCCGGUGGCGGAAGGGGUCGUGGAGUCUGGCGGCGGCGGCGGCACCGACGGCGGCGGCGGUUGGUGGUCUGGAAUGCGGCAUCGGAGGCAUCAGGCUGAAGCGAAUGCAGCCGGCGGCGGCGCCAGUGGACGUCAAGCGGGCGCCGGCGGCGGCAGCAAUGGCGGGAAGCUGCUGAAUAGCAGCAGCAGCAGCGGGGGCGGCGGCGGUAGGUCGGUGUUGGAUGCGCUGACCGCCUCCGUUAGGGAGCGUGAGGAACUGCGAGCGCAGCUGAAGGAGGACGAGGAGGAACGUGAGGAGAAGCCGCCGCAUACCAUUGUUAUCAAGAUCAUGGUGAGCUACCUGCAAGUCACAUCGGUAGCCCGCUCCCUGGACCUGGAGUACCCGGCCUUUGUGAACAAGCUCUUCAACAUCGGCCUGCAGGCCUCCAGUGCCGUCUCCACCUUCGUCUCCCUGGACUGCUCCCUCCCCUCCAACGGCCUCUCCAAGGCCAUCCAACGCACCAUCAUAACCGUCGCCCUGCCCGGCAUCUUCGCUCUGCUUGCACUCCCCGUCUGGCUCACCACCUACCUGCUCCGAGCACGCAGCCAGAGGCGAGCGGUGCCGGAACCCGGACCCGCCUUGCCACCGGGAGAUAGCGGCUUGAAGCUCCCCGAUCCCGGUUCCCCCCCACCUCCGCCACCUCCACCUCCAACUAGUGGUGCCGCGAGUGCUGCUGCCUCCGCGGGGGUUGCUGCUGCUUCCGGCACCUUGGACUUGUCCACUCCGGAGGGACGCAAGGCCUACAUCAUCCGCGGUGGCGGCGGUGGUGGUGGCGGCGGCACGGAGGAGGAGGAGGGGCAGCAGCAGGGUGGUGGCAGUGGUGGUGGCAGUGACGGUGCGGGGUCUCCGGGGCGGAGGCAGGAGGGGGUUGUGCGGGUGGCAGGCCGGGUGAGCUUCAAGGGAAGUGGUGGUGGUGAGUUGGAAGCAGGAGGAGCAGGGGAGGCGGGAGGCGGAGCAGGAGGAGGAGCUCCGCUGUCCCUCCGGGGCUAUCUGGGUCUCCGUAUGGUGGUCACAUGCAUCGCGGUUAUAUUCUACUUCUACCCCUCGGUCACGGACUCCAUCCUGUCCAUCCUGCAGUGCGAGCAGCUGGACACGGACCAGGAGGCGUACGGACAGUACGCGCAGGCCAAAGGGUCCUUCUGGGAGAUGGACUACGGCCUGCACUGCUACCGCUCGCAGCACCUGGUGCUGGCGGCGGCGGUGGGCUUCCCGGGGCUGGUGCUGUUUUGCCUGGGGGUGCCGGCGGCCUCGGCGGCCUGGCUGCGGCACAGCGCACGUAGGGGACGGCUGAACGACCGGGACUUCAGCGACCGAUACGGCUUCCUGUACGAAGACUACUCCCGUCAGUACUACUUUUGGGAGAGUGUGAUCAUGCUGCGCAAGUUGUUGGUGGUGGGGCUGCUCAUCGUGACCAACUCGGAGGACGACAUCGUGCAGGUGCUCAGUGUGCUGGGAGUGGUGGUGUUCGCCGGCGCGCUGCACGCCGUGUGUCGUCCCUUCGAAACCCCGCGGUUCAACCGCCUGGAGUCGUUGUCCCUGGGCGCAACCGCGCUCAUCCUCUAUCUCAGCUGCUUCUUCCUGGUCGACUUGCCGGACAGGGCAAAGGAGGGCCUGAGCGUCAUCAUCGUGCUCAUCAACGUGGGCAUGCUGGGCUGGUUCUGCUACUGCGUGGCGAUAGAGGCGUGGAGCUACACGGUUCGAGUGCUGGACACGGACGGCGACGGCAAGGUGACGCAGGCGGAGGUGCGCGCGUGGCUGCGGGAGAAGCUGGGAGGCCCCCUGGCCGGGCUCGUGGGCUGGGUGGCGGCUAAGGGGCGGGGGAAGGGUAGUGGAGGUGGAGGAGGUGGAGAAGGAGAUGGAGAUGGUGGGAAGGAUGGGGGUGAAGAUGGGAAGGAUGGGGAGUGGGCGAGCAAGUCGCAGGCGGCCAAGGGUUGUGAGUUGGUGGUGGUGGGUAGGCCAGGGAGGUCAGCGGCAGGAGGAGGAGGGGGGACGGCGCUUGUGCCGCCGCCGCCACGGCCGCUCCGGUCGUCUAAGACUGUUGAGACGGCGGCAGCAGCAGCAGCCCCGGGGUCGGGCGUGGUAGGCGUGACGUCGUCAUCCGGAGCGGGGGCUGCGGCUACCCCGGUCGUGGUCAUGAGCAGCCUGCCAGUCGUCGAGUCAGUGACGGCGCCGCCGUCGCCGUCGGCGGUGGCGGCGGCGGCUCCGGCUGUUCUCCUCCCGUCGUUCAGCCCUAAGAAGGCCAGCGGAGGGGGCGGCCUGGCAGCCGUCACUGAUACCCUAGAUGCGCAACUUGUCGGAAAUGGUGGUGGCGGUGGCGGCAGCAACGGUGACGUCAAGGGCGGCCGCAACAGCGGCGGCGGUCGCGGCUCUUCCACUUCCUCUAGCUCCUCUGCCAGCGCCACAUCCCCUUCCGACCUGCUAGGGCCGCCAGGAGCCCUGCCCGGCUCGCCCAUCCUAACCGGCAGCGAAACCCAGGAAGCAGCCAGUGCUUCUGGUGGCGGUGUUAGUGGUGUUAGUGGUGGUCGUGCGGGGAGUCGCGGCAGUGAGGGCAGCAGCAGUGGUGGGGAGCGGCGGAGUGGCGGCAGCAGUGCUGGUGGCGGGGGGGAUGCUGGGGGCGGCGGCAGGUCGAGUGCUAACAGAGCAGCGGGGCCGCGCACGGGUGCAGUCCUGGAGCAGUAGUGGUGGGUUAGGGCUUGGAAGGCUUGCUGCGGGGCUGUGUGGGGCGGUGUGGCAUGCGGCAUUUGCCGUGUUGCGAGGAGGAGGAGGAAGCGUUGUUUGAUGAGGACAAUGCUUGGGAAGGCGCGCGUGUAUUUGAGGCUGUGUGUGUUGUCGUUACUAUUGGAACCACGGGGGACGUAAAUAGUGUUCCCCCAUUCUGCCCCAUUGUGAACAGCUAUUAACAUGUGAAACGGAUGGGAGGCUGUCGCUUCCUUACACGGGUGUUGGAGGAUCUUGAACGACCGUGCAUUCAUGCAUGUCAGCAAUGUACAUGAUUGCCGAUACUGGUAUUGCAACCUGCGCUCAAGGCUGUGUUAGGCGGCGCAUUCUUGCAUUCAUGAUCGCGGGUGCCUUGUGAAUGUAUUUGGUGGUUGGGUCCUUCCAAGGGAAGGAAGGAGAGGAGGGUGUCUUGCGGGCGAGCUAGGCAUGCUGGGUGCAGCAGUUGACAGUUAUGUUGGUUGGGGUUCGAGGAGCGGCUGCCUGUUUCCCGGACCGCUUGUGCCUCGUUCUCCGUCUGGCGGUGUAGCGACGUCCGUACGAUGGCGCUAUCGCAAGUACGGCAACAAGUCAUAGAGGCCGGAACUAGAGAGAUGUGGCAUCGCUGAAUCCAUGAUUGACGUACGUCUUACACUACAGUGUCGUACAUUUGUGGGUCUUGUGGUCUUCUACAAUUACCGCGCAUGUGUCUUGUGCAGCGGUCUUCAAUCAGAUUGUUGGAAUGAUUUGGCCGGCACACGUUGGGACGGUUAGUUGCGGGUAACCCAACCCACCUUGCGUAUACGGUAUCUGUCUGGGCGUUGUUGGACCUUUUGUCUGGCCAUUGCUGGGUAGCAUGGUAGCUAGCAUGCUGCGGUUGACAUGCUCUUUGCUUGCUUGUGCAAGCGCAUUCGCUGAUUCCUUGCUGGCGGCUAUCGUGACCUAAGAGAGCCCUGUGAAAUGGGGUUUUCGUAGUUGUGGUUCUGGACCGUUACCGUACGUCUAAAUGGACGCCCGCGGCAAUGCCGGCUUUCAUGUCUUUUCGUAGCGCAUGGUUGUGAUAGGGCUAUGGCAUGUGUUAUGUGUAUAUCAGCCAGCUGGCGCCGUGCUUUGAAAUUCUCAAUCCCACACCACCCUCAUUUUCGUUCGUAGCGGCUCAUGAGCGACACCGAUAACCACCUAACGCCAUCCGGGCGUUUCUGAUGACUUGAGACCCCCGGCCGCUACCGCGAAUGUUCAUGCGUCUAGCGAUACCCUACAGAACUAUUUGCACAUGCACACUGCUUAAGCACCCAUGGGAGACAUUCGGGAGAGGCCCUUUCGAGGCUUGUCUUGGCGCUGUAGAUUUGUGAUCUGCAUGCAUGGGGACUGCUUUCAAGACGUUGUAGUUGGUUUCGUUGGGGUUUCGUUGGUAAGGUUUGAAGGGGCGAAAACUUCGGAAGGGGGAUUUAUGGCGCGGCAUAGGCUAUUAGCUAACUGUGAGGGCGGCCUCAGCUCGGGUUGCAUGCAAGAUGCUGCCCUAUGUGUCCGGCAGGUCUUGAAAUGUAUGCAAAAGAGAGCUGUAAUGAUAAAGUUUA
Astrephomene gubernaculifera is the source of this 4823-nucleotide messenger RNA. Lineage: Eukaryota; Viridiplantae; Chlorophyta; Chlorophyceae; Chlamydomonadales; Astrephomenaceae. The record is from the annotation of a GenBank genome assembly.